Molecule: messenger RNA, 717 nt
Organism: Colletotrichum spaethianum
Lineage: Eukaryota; Fungi; Ascomycota; Sordariomycetes; Glomerellales; Glomerellaceae
Exons: 1
Coding region: 1-717 (238 amino acids)
Source: RefSeq, a predicted model, not a curated record
AUGGCACGCCAGGCCGACGUCGCCGCCGCUGCCUCUACUGGGGCAGCAGCCGCGGCCCCGUCUCCUCGCGACCGCAUCAUGGCGCACAUGAACCAAGACCACAAGCGGGAGCUCUCCCUCUACCUGCGCCAUUACGCCGGGCUCGGUCGCUCCGCCGCCACAGCGCCGUGGCUCAAGGACGUCACGCUCGAGGCCAUGACCAUCGCCGCGGGCGGGCUCGGCGGCAAGGAGUACCGAGUCGCCUUUGACCCUCCCCUCAAGUCAUGGGCCGACAUGCGCCCCGCCGUCGUCGAGAUGGCGCGCGCGUCGCGGCAGGCGCUGGGGGACAGCGACAUCACCGUCCAACACUUUGCGCCGCCGCAGGGCUUUGACGUCGUGGUGUUUGGGGCCGUCUCGUUUUACUUUGUCUGCUGGCUCACGCUUGGGUUUGUGCUGCCCGGCACGCCCAUUUGGUCCUUCCUCCACAGCGUCUUCCCCGGCGGGCCUAGGUUUUAUCGGUGGCUGGUCAAGUCCAUCUUCCUGCCCGUGUUGGGCAUUCAUCUUGCGGAAUGCUACUGGUUCCACCGGACGAGGCUCCAGAAGCACGGCAUCGAGUUCGGCACGGGUCUCUGGUGGACGUGGAUUGGGAGUCUGUUCUUCGAGGGAUUGUGCGGCUUCAGGAGGUUCGACGCCAUUGUCGUCGCCAAGAAGAAGGAGAACGCGGACAAGAGUCACUAG